This is a messenger RNA of Gopherus evgoodei (Goodes thornscrub tortoise), 1698 nucleotides long. It is a transcript of the gene SH3GLB1, whose product is annotated as SH3 domain containing GRB2 like, endophilin B1. Gene Ontology annotation, cellular component: cytoplasm; membrane. The record is from RefSeq and is a predicted model, not a curated record. Gene Ontology annotation, molecular function: protein binding. The coding region runs from base 115 to 1326 and encodes 403 amino acids. The transcript has 11 exons. NCBI's taxonomy places the organism in Eukaryota, Metazoa, Chordata, Testudines, Testudinidae. Gene Ontology annotation, biological process: membrane organization.
CGGCUGCCGGGUUCCUCACAGCCGGGCCGGGGCAGGCGGCGCCCGACGCCUCCCCCCAGGAAAGGCAGCGGCAGCUGGUGUCGGGGCUGGCUGCCCCCCCCCCCUUCCCCCGGGAUGAACAUCAUGGACUUCAAUGUGAAGAAGUUCGCUGCCGAGGCGGGCACCUUCCUGAGCCGCGCCGUGCAGUUUACCGAAGAAAAACUUGGUCAAGCAGAGAAGACUGAACUGGAUGCUCAUUUGGAGAACCUCCUCAGCAAAGCAGAAUGUACUAAACUGUGGACAGAAAAAAUUAUGAAACAGACAGAGGUUUUAUUGCAGCCAAACCCAAAUGCUAGAAUAGAAGAAUUUGUCUACGAGAAGCUGGACCGCAAAGCACCAAGUCGUAUGAAUAACCCAGAACUACUCGGCCAGUAUAUGAUUGAUGCAGGGAAUGAGUUUGGCCCAGGAACAGCAUACGGAAAUGCACUAAUUAAAUGUGGAGAAACACAAAAGCGAAUUGGAACAGCAGAUAGAGAACUAAUUCAAACAUCUGCUAUAAACUUCCUCACUCCUCUAAGAAAUUUUAUAGAUGGAGAUUAUAAAACUAUUACUAAAGAACGCAAACUAUUGCAAAAUAAAAGACUAGAUUUGGAUGCAGCAAAAACCAGACUGAAGAAGGCAAAAGCUGCAGAAGCUAGAGCUGCACAACUAAACACGUCUCAGCCUGAAGAAAAUAACAUUAUGGUAAAUGUCUCUUACAUGCUCAACUUGCUGCAUGUAAAAUGGCUAAAGGUUUGGGCAGAGGAAGUGACAAAAUCUGAACAGGAAGUACGAAUAACUCAGAGUGAAUUUGACCGUCAAGCAGAGAUUACCAGACUGCUCCUGGAAGGCAUCAACAGUACACAUGCACAUCAUCUUCGCUGUCUGACUGAUUUUGUUGAAGCUCAAAUGACCUAUUAUGCACAAUGUUACCAAUAUAUGUUGGACCUCCAGAAACAACUUGGAAGCUUUCCAUCUGCCUUCCGCUCUAGCAAUAAUCAGUCUUCCUCAACCCCAGUGCCAAGUGUUUCCGCUUCCUCAGUCUUGGCUUCUGCCUCUGCUUCAUUGCCUUCAGUAAGCAAUUCAGUAGUUACUUCAGGCUUCAGUGAACUCAAAGCAUCAAGUGGCAGCAGGAAAGCCAGAGUUCUCUAUGAUUAUGAUGCUGCAAACAGCAGUGAACUAUCACUUCUUGCUGAUGAGGUGAUCACAGUGUACAGUGUCCCUGGUAUGGAUUCAGACUGGCUGAUGGGUGAAAGGGGAAAUCAGAAGGGCAAAGUGCCUAUUACUUACUUAGAACUGCUAAACUAACUGGCUGGCCUGGCUAAAGACUGCUAGUUACAGUGACACCCUAUUUAUAUACAAUUAACUUUAUAUAAAGCAGGUUUAAGUGUCUUCCAUGUUAUUGUCUUAAGGGAGAAGAAUACCAGUCAUCUGAAACCGGCUCUUCUGCCAGUAUUGUUGCAUGGUAAAUACUCUGUUCAGAUUUAAUUUGCGUUUAAAGCUUUUAUUUCAUGUGCCAAGAAUGUUUCCUACAGAAUUGUUUCUACUGAAGUUUUCACUAAUACCAAGAUUCUACUUUUGAGUAAUCUAGACCGAAAGCAGGAGGGCACUGUUUUCUACUGAAUUUUUCAUUAAUGGCAAGCUUCUUUCCUCACAUAAAAUAAAUUUAUUGUGAAUUGA